AUGGCCUCCAUGUCGGUGGACCCGGUGACGGAGCCACGGAUGUAUCAGCAAACGCUUCUACAAGACGGGCUCUGUGAUCUUCUGGAGACGAAUAAAUUUGUGGACUGCGUUCUGAAGAUCAAAGACAACGAGUUUCCUUGCCACCGGCUAGUGCUGGCUGCCAGCAGUCCCUAUUUCAAAGCCAUGUUUCUUUCAGACCUGGAAGAGAGCAAAAAGCGUGAGAUCGUUCUAAAAGACAUCGAGCCUGGGAUCAUGGGCAUGAUCCUGAGGUACAUUUACACCUCAGACAUCAGCCUUACCGAGCAGAACGUCCAAGACAUCUUCAUGGCCGCCAACAUGUACCAGAUUCCUUCGAUCUUUAGCGUUUGUUUGUCUUACCUAAAGCAAAAGCUGGUCCUCAGUAACUGUCUCGCGAUCUUAAGACUAGGACUGUUACUGGACUGCCCAAGCCUGGCCAUGGAGGCACGAGACUUCAUCUGUGACCGCUAUGAGCUCAUCAUCCGAGACCAGGACUUCAAUCAGCUGGGCCCUGGUGAGUUGGCUGCUAUCAUCACGUGUGACUCCUUGAACGUGGAACGGGAAGAGUUGGUAUUUGAGUCAUUGAUGGACUGGGUUGAGUACGACACGGUGGAAAGGCUAAAGGACCUACCUGAACUUCUUCACUGCGUACGUUUCCGUCUUAUCCCGACGAGUUACUUUGAGGAGAAAGUGGAACGUCAUAGACUGAUCAAAACAAAUCAAGAGCUCAAGAAGGAGCUCCAGCUUGUCAAGGAUGCACAGAGAGGAGUGCUGCACAGGGUCAAACGCUCACAAAAAGGAAGGAAAAGGGAAGGAGCGACAGUUUCUGAAGAUGAGGAGGAGGAAGAUUUGUUGCCGGGGAUCUUAAACAACAACCCACGAUUUGGUAUGUUUCAAACAGACCUUAUAUUACUGAUCAGCGAUACGGGAACGGUAGCGUACGACCCCGCAGCAAAUGAGUGCUUUGUCGCAUCUUUGUCCACCGAGAUCCCUAAAAACCACUGCAGUAUCGUCACAAAGGAGAAUCAGGUCUUUGUUUCUGGAGGUCUCAUGUAUAAUGAAGAUAAUAAAGACAUACCUUUCAGCUCAUACUUUUUGCAGUUUGAUCCCAUGAGCUCGGAAUGGCUUGGGAUGCCCUCACUACCAAACCCUCGCUGCUUGUUUGGUCUGGCGGAGGCUGAGAACUCCAUCUUUGUGAUUGGAGGUAAAGAACUGAAGGAGGGAGAACGUGCAUUAGAUUCCGUUAUGAUCUACGACAGACAGUCAUUCAAAUGGGGAGAGUCUGAUCCUCUUCCCUAUGCAGUUUAUGGGCAUGCAACCAUUUCACACAAAGGACUUGUCUAUGUAAUAGGUGGAAAAACUGAGAGCAAGAAAUGCCUAAGAAGGAUGUGUGUCUACGACCCCACCAAGUUUGAAUGGAAAGAUCUGGCACCGAUGAAAACUGCCCGCUCAUUGUUUGGCACUGCCGUCUACAAAGACAAAAUCUACGUGGUCACUGGAGUUACUGAUAACGGACUGACUAGCAGCGUGGAGGUCUAUGAUAUUGCCAGUAACUCAUGGUCGGAGUUUGUGGAGUUUCCUCAGGAAAGGAGCUCCCUUAACCUUAUCCAACUGGGAGGCUGCUUGUAUGCUGUUGGAGGUUUUGCUAUGAUGCCAAAUGAGGAGACAGAAAAAAUGGAGCCCACUGAGAUGAACGACAUAUGGAGGUUUGAUGAAGAGGAGAACUGUUGGAAUGGGAUCCUGAGGAAGAUACGUUAUGCUGCUGGGGCGUCAGUGCUGGGUGUACGUCUCAACACUUUGCGACUCACCAAAAUGUGAUCUUUAGGUCUCAUCUAGACAAAAACUCAUAAGCUGUAGCAUACUGUACAAACAACCCUGCAAAACAUUAAGACCUUCCUACGUGUUCAUGGAACAAUACUCUUUAAAUUCCUACUAAAUGAUGACACAGUAAUUUGUGAUUAAUACAAGGACACCUUGUUGUAAGUGCAUAAUAUUUUCAACAUGGAUCGACAUGUCUAUAACAGUUCUUAGUAUUAUGCACAUUCUUUAAAUUGUUGUUUCUAAAACUCAGCAGAUAAAAGACAG
Molecule: messenger RNA, 2103 nt
Organism: Misgurnus anguillicaudatus (oriental weatherfish)
Lineage: Eukaryota; Metazoa; Chordata; Actinopteri; Cypriniformes; Cobitidae
Gene: klhl40a
Product: kelch-like family member 40a
Molecular function (GO): protein binding
Source: RefSeq, a predicted model, not a curated record